AUGCAGAGCUGCUUCGCCGCCUGUUCGCAGGUAGUCUGUGUGGCAGAGGACACCGCGGUGGCGUUUUAUGCGCCCAAGUCGCUGCGGAAGUUCCUCGUGGAGCGGCUCAACGGAUCCCGCGUGUGCGGGAUGUAUGUGCAGAGCACUUCUGGCGCCAAGGCGGUGCUGCACGUCAUCGAUGCCGAGGCUACGUUGUUCGAGUUUGCAAUCGAGGGUGGCGCGCCAUCUUUGGCGCGCACUGUCUCGAUUCGACUCCCACCGGCCUCACCUCUCCCGUCCACAUCAGCUGGAGAGAGUGAGGAAGUUGCAGAUAGGCGGCAUCAGGGCUCAACGAGCCGGACGGUGAACGGUGAGGCGGCCGACACCGCCUCCGUCGUCAUGGCUGCUCACUUCCAUGUGCAGCAGGGACAGCUCUUUGCUGUUAUGCUCACGAAAGCCGGCGUUUACGAGGCCGCGCUAGGCUCCGCCUCACCCAUGGGGGCGACGAGCGCGCCGUCGGCGGUGGUGGUGCACACCUUCAAGGAGGCCGUACCGCACGGGUAUCUUUCUGUCGGCCAGUUUACUGGCCUGGUCGUUGUAGCCGUCCCGCACGCGCAUGAGUUUUUCUACUCCCUCUUCACGGACCGCCUGUCCGCUCACCAGCCGCACCGCCCGUCCUGUCCGCCCCUCCUGCCGCGCGCCGUAAAUGUGCAGAUCCAGAGUGUUUCCUGCAGCCCAAUGAGCAUGUCGGUCGCUGUUGGUGGCAGGCGCGGUGAGCUGCUCAUCUACGUGGAGGUUCAAGAGCCACACUGCUUUGCCGACCACUGGCAUCACACACCCCUGACAGCGCUUGCCUUUGCUCUAGAUGGCAGCGCAGUCUACACUGGCGGCCGCGAGUCUGUGCUGCUAAUCUGGGAUCUGGUGUCCUACAGUCACAAGAAAGUCAAGGUGCAGCUGGGCACGCUGCAAGGCAUAACGCCCUUCAACAGUGGAGGGGCGCAGCUGUUGCUGUCAUGUGGCACGUCGACGCUCGCCGUUGCGGACUUGCUGCAGAUGCGUGUGGCAACGACGGCGGAGGGCAUCGAGUGGGCCGCUGAGGAUGUGUGCACCGGGCUCGUCGUUGAGCAGUGGCGCGGGAGCCCGGCUGUGAUUCUGACGGGGAUGCCAAAUGUGCUGCGCGUCUGCGACCCGUACACGCAGCAGUCUAUCUACUCGCUCCACGUGUCCUCGCAGAUGGAGACGAUCCCGAGCCCGCCCCGCCAUGGAAUUCAGUUCGUUGGCAUUCUGAACGACAGCCGCUCUCUCGUGACGUACGAGUCCUUCUCCUCGACGGUGCUUCCCCCGCUGCUGCGCUUUUGGGAGUAUGACAUGCCACAUAAGCGGCAUGUGGAGACGCAGACCGUCUACUCCCCGCAUCGCUCCGCCGUGCUAGCUCUGGAGGUGGACAAGCGAGGGCGGCGAGUGUUCACGCUGAGCUCCGAGGCGAUGAAGUGCUGGGCACAGACUGCCUUCACCGCACAGGACACAUACGGCACCCCGACUGGCGGCUGGCACAACCACUCCACGAUGGCGACCCCCUCCCAGCAGGUGCAGACAAUGGCCCUUUCCGCGGACAGCUCGCUCUGCUUCGUGGCGGAUGACUGUCUGCACGUGUAUUCGGUGCAGGACUGCAGGCCCGGCGAGCGCUGGUCACUGGUUCAACUUUUGCCGCAGUACACGGAAACGCAACCGCUGCGCAGGAUAGUCGUGUCACCCGACUGCCGGCACGCCGUGGCAGCUGGGAAACGGCACAUCUUCUUUUGGACACUGCACACGUGUGCAGAGGAGCCGACCGUAUUCAGCGUGGACGAGUCAUGCAUUACUGCCUUGAGCGCCUUCACGGACACGACGGUGAUAGCCGCCCUCGAGGACACAUCCCUUGUGGAGCUUCGCUGCUGCGCCGCCGGCAGCAGUAAGGGCCCACAGCUGGGUGAGGUGGUGCGCCGUAUUGCGAACGCCUCUCGCUUCCCUUUGCGCCACAUCGCCCCACUGCACAUGAAUGGCCAGCGUCUCGCUGCUGUGGACGCUGUGACGGGCUUCAAGAUUUUGCAGCUGCCUACAGGAGCCGCAGCUGUGGCGCAGCCCUCCGUGUAUGAAUGGGCCGGCACCAGCGACGCAGCGAGCGGCGCGGGUGCCGUGGCAGAGGGCGACAAGGCCGCACGCCUUCAGCUGCAGUCCUUCUUCAAGGAGAUAACCUCAAUCCAAGACUCACAGGAGGUGCUAAUGACAGCGAGCAAAGAAGGCGCCUUGGCAACAGCGCAGCAGACGGCUCAGGCGGAUCAGUGGCUGGCUGAGGUACUGGGUGAGCCGGCCUACACGGUGCCGCCGAUGAGCGUUAUUCUGUCCACGUACCUGCAGCGUCGGCCGUACUAG
Molecule: messenger RNA, 2391 nt
Organism: Leishmania mexicana MHOM/GT/2001/U1103
Lineage: Eukaryota; Euglenozoa; Kinetoplastea; Trypanosomatida; Trypanosomatidae
Exons: 1
Coding region: 1-2391 (796 amino acids)
Biological process (GO): positive regulation of transcription by RNA polymerase I; positive regulation of rRNA processing
Cellular component (GO): nucleolus
Molecular function (GO): protein binding; RNA binding
Source: RefSeq, a predicted model, not a curated record